Penicillium verhagenii is the source of this 558-nucleotide messenger RNA. RefSeq names its product mitochondrial 54S ribosomal protein mL49. The record is from RefSeq and is a predicted model, not a curated record. The transcript has 3 exons. NCBI's taxonomy places the organism in Eukaryota, Fungi, Ascomycota, Eurotiomycetes, Eurotiales, Aspergillaceae. The coding region runs from base 1 to 558 and encodes 185 amino acids. Gene Ontology annotation, biological process: translation. Gene Ontology annotation, cellular component: mitochondrial large ribosomal subunit; ribosome. Gene Ontology annotation, molecular function: structural constituent of ribosome.
AUGGCGUCUCUCCGACACUCGGCUUCGGUCGCUUCGACCGUGUGCAAGCAAAGCGUCAACUCCCGUCUGUGCCAAUCCGUGGCUUCCGUGCAGACAUCUAGCCUGUCCUCCUCAUUUACACGACCUGCGUCUUCUUCUCUCCUCUCCUACACUUCCAACUCUAUUUCCACCUGUCAAACGCGCACGUUCCUGACACACCUCCGCCGUGAAGCCCAGGCGCUUAAAGAGCAACCCAUCUCAUCCUCAACCCCAUUCCCCCAGACCACACGAGCUGCACCAGCCCCUCUCCAACUCAACAACCUCCCCUACUUCAUCCGCCGAACUGGCUCCAACCAGCUGCCUGUCUACCUUGUCACAAAGGCCGGUGGCACCAAGCAGCUUACCAAGAUUCAAAAGACCGAGGGUGAUCUGGAUGCUCUGCGGGAAGACCUCGCACGGUCCCUGAAUGUUGACUUGCGGAGUCCGGAUGUCAGCGUCAAUCGCCUGACUGGCCACAUCAUUGUCAAGGGCUGGCGCAAAAACGAGAUUCUGAAGUUCCUGCAGGAGCGCAACUUCUAG